Molecule: messenger RNA, 909 nt
Organism: Acyrthosiphon pisum (pea aphid)
Lineage: Eukaryota; Metazoa; Arthropoda; Insecta; Hemiptera; Aphididae
Exons: 2
Source: RefSeq, a predicted model, not a curated record
UACAUAGGUAAUAGUAUUUAAGUAUUUUACAAUUGUAUUUUGUUGUUUAGAAUGAAAAUGUAAACAAAAGAGAGUUGAGUUUUGAUUCAUCCUCUAGUUCAUAUACCAAAAAAAAUAAAAUGCAAAAAAAAAUAAAUGACGUGUUUUCUAGUACAAGUACAAGUACAAGUAGUACAUUAACCGACCCAGGAACUCAUUCAGAGAAUCUGAAGAAUGAUGAAAGUUAUAGUAUAAUAAUUGAUGACAGCUUAGAUAUUGGAAAAUUUAUUAAUACUUCAAUUCCUAUUGAUGACUUCACAAAAUGUGCAUUGCUUGAAAAACACUGGGUUCCUCCACCAGGAUAUAUAUAUCCAUUCUCUAUACACAUACGCCAAGGAAAAGAAAUAAAAAGAAACGUUCUACCUGUCCACUUACAAAAUAAUCAUUGGUUAGUACUAUCAGAUUGCAUGAAAGGGUUGUUUUGUAAAUACUGUGUUUUGUUUGCUUCCAAUACAUCUAACAAUGUAACACUUCAAACUUUGGUAAAAAAACCACUUAAAAUCUUUUCAAAAUUAACUGGCAAGGAUAGUGAUUUGAAAAGACACUGCAAUAAUAAAUAUCAUAAAUUUGCUGUUGAGUCUGGGAAUAAUUUUUUGGCUGCAUAUCAUAAUCCACAAAAAGUAAUUAUAAAUCAAAUAAAUACUCAACGAUCCAUUCAAGUUAGUGAAAAUAGAAAACGGUUAGUUCCAAUUAUUGAAACUAUUAUAUUUUGUGGUCGACAAAAUUUAGCGUUAAGAGGGCACAGAGAUGAUGGAUUUCUGGACGACGAUGCUCGUCCAUCAAAUGAAGGAAAUUUUAGAGAACUUCUAAUGUUUAGAAUAAGUGCAGGUGACAAAACAUUAGAAAAUCAUAUAAAAACAACUUCAUCUC